AUGAUGAAAAGAUGAAUGUUUGAUAUUUUUAUUCACUUUUAUUCACUUUUUUUUUUAGUAGUUGAUUAGUUUAAUUUGUUUUUGUUUGAUUAUAAUUAUUGUCUCUUCAUCUUUUUUUGCCUCCUUCAUGUUAAUUACAUUCUACAAUCUUUUCUUCAUUACCUGGUGAAAUUGACAACUGUUACUUUUACUUCUUAAUCUUUUGCUCUCUCUCUGUGUAAUCACCAUCAUCAUCAUCAUCAAAAAGCAACAGCAUCUCAAUCACUAUCUAUUUCUCUCUCUCUCUCUCUCCCUUUCUAUCUCUACCUUUACCUUUUUAUACUUUACCUUUUUUUUUGUUUCUUUUUAUUAUUCUUUUUGAGAGAUAAGUGAAACUAAAGAGACUGAGGAGAGUUGAAUAUUGAAUUUUGUCUCUUUUUUCUGUUCUCUCUUCUUCUUCUUCUUAAAUUGUUUCUCUCUGUUGUUGUGUGUGUGUUUUCUUAUUCACCACCACCGCCAACAACUAUAUUAACAUGGCUUCUUCUUUGGCUGGAUUGGAAGUCGCUGCCAAUGGUCGUAUUGAUGUUUCCAAGGAUCCAGAAUUAAAAUAUCUAGUUGUUGAUAGGAAUUUGGUUGCUGAUCCAGCUCAACAAGCUGAAUGGUCAUCAAAAAAGUUAAUCUGGAUUCCUCAUGAAACCCAAGGGUUUGUCUCCGCUUCCAUAAGAGGUGAAACAAAAGAUGAAUAUGAGGUUGAAAUUGUUGAAACGGGUAAAAAAGUUACCGUUCCCAAGGAUGAUGUUCAAAAAAUGAACCCACCAAGAUUUAACAAAGUUGAAGACAUGGCCGAAUUGACCUGUCUUAAUGAAGCCUCCGUUCUACACAAUUUAAAAGAUCGUUACUUCUCUUGCCUUAUUUACACCUAUUCUGGUUUAUUCUGUGUAGUUGUCAACCCAUACAAAAAGCUUCCCAUUUAUACCGAAAAGGUUAUCGAGUUAUAUAAAGGUAAAAAGAAACACGAGGUACCACCUCACAUUUUCGCAGUUACAGAUGGUGCCUAUCGAUCAAUGCUUCAAGAUCGUGAAGAUCAGUCCAUCCUUUGUACAGGUGAAUCGGGUGCCGGUAAAACUGAGAACACCAAAAAAGUAAUACAAUAUUUAGCCUUUGUUGCCUCGUCUAAACCCAAAUCGUCAAUGGCCGCCAUGCAAUCAGGUGAACUUGAACAACAAUUACUCCAAGCAAAUCCUAUCCUUGAAGCUUUUGGUAAUGCUAAAACCGUUAAAAAUGAUAACUCUUCCCGUUUUGGUAAAUUUAUUCGUAUCAACUUUGAUGCAUCGGGUUUCAUCGCUGGUGCCAAUAUUGAAACAUAUCUAUUGGAAAAGUCUCGUACCAUCCGUCAAGCAGUAGAUGAAAGGUGUUUCCAUAUAUUCUACCAAUUACUAAAUGGUGCCUCACCCGAACAAUCUAAAGAAUUUCUCUUGGAAGAUGUUAAAAAUUACACAUUCCUCACCCAUGGUAAUGUACCCGUACCGGGUGUUGAUGAUGCCUUUGAAUUUAAAAAUACUUUUCAAGCUAUGCAAAUAAUGGGUCUCAGUCCUGAAGAUUUAAGUGCCAUAUUUAAAGUAAUCUCUGCCGUUCUAUUAUUUGGUAAUAUGAAAUUUAAACAAGAAAGAAAUUCAGAUCAAGCCACUUUACCCGAUAAUACGGUUGCCCAAAAGAUAAGUCACCUUCUUGGUAUGAAUGUAACCGAGAUGACUAAAGCAUUCCUUAAACCUCGCCUUCGAGUUGGUCGUGAUUUUGUCACCAAGGCUCAAACAAAAGAGCAAGUUGAAUCUGCCGUUGAAGCGAUUGCUAAAGCCUGUUAUGAGCGUAUGUUCAAAUGGUUGGUCCACCGUAUUAACCGUUCACUUGACCGAACCAAACGACAAGGUGCUUCUUUCAUUGGUAUACUUGAUAUCGCCGGUUUCGAGAUAUUUGAUCUCAAUUCAUUUGAACAACUUUGUAUAAAUUAUACCAAUGAAAAGUUACAGCAACUUUUCAAUCACACAAUGUUUGUCCUGGAACAAGAAGAAUAUCAAAGAGAAGGCAUUGAAUGGAAAUUCAUUGAUUUUGGCCUUGAUCUUCAACCAACAAUCGAUCUAAUUGAAAAGCCAAUGGGUAUUCUUGCUCUUCUUGAUGAGGAAUGUUGGUUCCCAAAAGCGACCGAUAAAACUUUCGUCGAAAAAUUAGUUUCAGCCCAUGCAACCCACCCAAAAUUCAUCAAAUCUGAUUUCCGAGUAUCUGCUGAUUUCAGCAUCAUUCACUACGCUGGAAAGGUUGAUUAUUCAGCUAAUCAAUGGUUGAUGAAGAACAUGGAUCCAUUGAACGAGAAUGUUGUUGUUCUUUUACAAAACUCACAAGAACCUUUUAUCAUGCAAAUAUGGAAAGAUGCCGAAAUUGUUGGUAUGGGAAUGGCAACCAUGGGAGACACCCAAUUCGGAGCAAGAACGAGAAAAGGAAUGUUCAGAACCGUCAGUCAGUUCUAUAAAGAUCAACUUUCCAAAUUGAUGGUUACUCUACGAAACACAAAUCCAAACUUCGUACGAUGCAUCAUUCCCAAUCACGAAAAAAGAGCCGGUAAAAUUGAUGCCACUUUAGUUCUUGACCAAUUGAGAUGUAACGGUGUGCUUGAAGGAAUUCGUAUCUGCCGUCAAGGUUUUCCCAAUCGUAUACCUUUCCAAGAGUUCAGGCAAAGAUAUGAACUCCUCACACCCAAUGCAAUACCCAAGGGAUUUAUGGACGGUAAAUUGGCUUGUGGGAAGAUGAUUGCAGCACUUGAUUUAGAUCCCAACCUUUAUCGUAUCGGUCAAAGUAAAAUUUUCUUCCGAGCUGGAGUAUUGGCUCAACUUGAAGAGGAAAGAGAUGCAAAAAUAUCUGAUUUAAUCAAAAAUUUCCAAGCCAUGUGUCGUGGUUUAAUUGCACGUCGAAACUAUCAGAAACGUUUACAACAAUUAAAUGCUAUUCGAAUCAUUCAACGUAACUGUGCAGCUUAUCUCAAACUGCGUAACUGGUCUUGGUGGAGGUUGUACACCAAAGUUAAACCUUUACUUCAGGUAACCAAACACGAUGAACAGUUACUUGCCAAAGAAGAUGAACUUCGUCAUGUUCGAGAGUUGAAGGAACGCCUUGAAUUGGAAAUCGGUGAAAUGGAAAAGAAAUUGGCCGCUGAGAGAGAAGAGAAAGCUGCUUUGGUAGAACAACUUCAAGCAGAAACUGAGAUAGCUCAAGAAGCUGAAGAUGCUCGAGUUCGACUUGCUGCACGUAAACAAGAAUUGGAAGAUAUACUUCAUGAUCUUGAGGCUCGUAUUGAAGAAGAAGAAGAAAGGAAUCAAUCUUUGACCGCCGAGAAACGGAAACUUGCUGUGGUCAUUCAAGAUCUUGAAGAACAAUUGGAAGAGGAAGAAGCCAAUCGACAAAAGAUACAGUUAGAAAAAUGUACAUUAGACGCCAAAGUCAAGAAGUUAGAAGAGGACAAUGCUCUUCUUGAAGAUUCCAAUAACAAAUUAGUCAAAGAGAAAAAAGUACUCGAAGAAAGAUUAGCCGAAAUUUCCAAAUCUCUCUCCGAGGAAGAAGAGAAAGCGAAACAUUUAAGUAAACUGAAAGCCAAACACGAAGCGACCAUAACCGAACUUGAAGAUCGUCUCUCAAAAGACACUCAGAUUCGUCAAGAAUUGGAGCGAGUUAAAAGGAGAUUUGAGACCGAGUUGAAUGAUGUUAAAGAACAGUUGAAUGAGAAGCGUCUCCAACUCGAGGAGCUUCAAACGCAAUUAGGAAAACGUGAAGAAGAAUUGAGUUUAGCUUAUUUACGCUGUGAUGAAGAAAGUGUUCAUAAGGGUGCAGCCCAAAAAGCUCUAAGGGAUAUUGAGUCUCAACUGGUGGAACUUCAAGAAGAUUUGGAAAGUGAAAAAGUUGCCCGUGCAAAAGCAGAGAAACAAAAACGUGACCUUAACGAGGAACUUGAAGCUCUGAAAAAUGAACUUCUCGAUUCUCUUGAUGUGACUGCAACUCAAAAGGAAAUUGCCAUCAAACGUGAACAAGAAUUACAUCAUAUUAAAAGUGCUAUCGAAGAGGAAGCCUCUCAACACGAGACUCAAAUUGGUGAACUACGAGCCAAAUAUUCAAAGAGUAUCGACGAACUCAACGAACAAUUGGACAAUUUGAAAAGAGCCAAGGCAAAUUUAGAGAAAGCCAAGGGUAAUCUUGAAGCGGAAAACGCUGAUAUGGCCAACGAGAUCAAAAGUUUAACUGCCAUUCGGCAAGAAAGUGACCGUCGUCGUAAACAACUGGAAACUCAAUUACAUGAACUGACCACCAAAUAUGUUGACAUGGAACGAGGUAAAGUUGAAUUAGUUGAAAAAGCAUCCAAAUUACAAGCAGAAGUGGAUAAUGUGAAUAGUCAACUUGAAGAAAUUGAAAGACGAGCAAUCCAAGCAAAUCGUAACAAUCAAGCUUUGGAAGCUCAAUUAUCUGAAUCACAAGAUCUUCUUCAUGAAGAAACUAAACAAAAGUUAUCCCUUACCACUCGACUUCGUCAAAUGGAAUCUGAGAAAGAAAAUCUUCUUGAACAAUUGGAAGAAGAGGAAGAAACUAAGAAACAAUUAGAGAAAAAAGUUGCCGAGUUAUCAGCUCAAAUCAAUGAAUGUAAGAAGCGAACCGAUGACGAGAAUGACAUGUUAGCCGCAAGUGAUGAGAUCAAGAAACGGUUAACUAAGGAGAUUGAAAUUCUUCAGCAAAAAUUGGUCGAAACAAUUGGUAUUUCCGAUAAGUUUGAAAAAUCAAAGAAGAAACUUGAAUCCGAACUUGAAGAUCUUAAUGUUGAAUUGGAAAAUCAACGGGCCAAGGUAUCCGAGCUUGAAAAGAAACAACGUAAAUUCGAUGCCAUGUUAGCUGAAGAGAAAGCAGCUUCUGAAAGAAUCGCCGGUGAACGUGAUAAUGCCGAGAGGGAAGCUCGUGAAAAAGAAACCAAGAUUCUGUCCUUGAUGCGAGCCUUAGAAGAGAAAGAAGAACAAUAUGAAGAAUUGGAAAGACUCAAGCGACAACUUUUAACCGAAUUGGAUGAACUCGUGAACAGUCAAGGUGCUACCGAUAAGAAUGUCCAUGAAUUGGAAAAAGCUAAGCGAACACUUGAAAAUCAAGUAACCGAUAUGAAAGCUCAAAUUGAAGAGUUGGAAGAUGAACUUCAACUUGCUGAAGAUGCUAAAUUAAGGUUAGAGGUUAAUAUGCAAGCAUUAAAGGCUCAAUUUGAACGUGAUCUGAUAGCCAGAGAUGAACAAUCAGAGGAGAAACGUCGAGGAUUAUUGAAACAAAUUCGAGAUAUGGAAGCAGAGCUCGAAGAUGAAAGAAAACAAAAGAGUCUUGCUAUGGCGGCCAAAAAGAAGUUCGAAAGUGAUUACAGUGAACUAGAACAACAGUUAGAGAUCGCUAAUCGAUUGAAAGAGGAGGCCAAUCGUCAAUAUAAGCGCCUUCAAGCUCAAAUGAAGGAAUUCCAGAAAGAUUCGGAAGAAACCUCUUCAAUGCGAGAAUCAUUGGUUGCUCAAGCUAAAGAUGCUGAAAAGAAGGCUAAACAAUUGGAAGCUGAGGUCGCUCAUCUACAAGAAGAUUUGGCAGCAUCUGAUCGUGCCCGUCGAUUAGCGGAAAAUGACCGGGAAGAAUUGAUGGAAGAAAUUGAAAAUCAUGUUAAUCGAUUCUCACUUAUGCAAGAAGAUAAACGUCGAUUAGAAGUUCAAAUUGCCCAAUUACAAGAAGAACUUGAAGAGGAACAAUCAAACGCUGAAAUGGCCAUAGACAAACUUCGUAAAGUGACCGCUCAACUUGAAGCAUUGAAUGUUGAGUUGAACAAUGAACGAGCGAUCUUACAGAAACUUGAGAACGACAAGUCGAUCAUUGAAAGGGCAAACAAAGAGCUUAAAGCUAAAUUGGCAGAAGUUGAAACAUCACAACGAUCUCGAACCAAGGCUAGUUUUGCUUCCAUGGAAUCUAAGAUUGCUCAACUCGAGGAACAAUUGGACAUUGAAGUGAAAGAGAAAUUAGCGGCCACAAAAGCGGCUCGAAAAUUGGAGAAGAGAAACAAAGAGAUGGCAGUACAAGUCGAAGAUGAACGUCGACAUACUGACCAAUUUAAGGAACAAGUUGAGAAAGCAAAUAACCGAGUGAAAGGAUUAAAGAGACAAUUAGAGGAAAUGGAAGAAGAAUGUUCAAAGGAAAGGACACUUCGUAGGAAGACCGUUCGAGACUACGAAGACGCAGUCGAGGCCAAUGAAAAUCUAACCAGAGAAAUAGCAAGUCUCAAGAAUAAAUUGAGACGCUCUGGUCCAGGCUCAUCAGGAGGAUCUUCAAGGGGCUACCUGGGUACUAAAAGAGGUUCAAUGAGUGGUGCUGGAGGUGGAGAUGAUGGAUCCAUCGGAUCGCCAUUAGAUGACUCACCAAAUGAUGAUAGUCCGGCUUGAUUUAUUUUAAUAACAAAAAAAACCUCUCACAAUGAAAGAAACAGAAAAGCAAAUCAUCAAGUGUGUGUUGACCAUAACAGUUUUUUUUGUGCGAUUGGACUUUAAAAACAAACCAAUUUUAAAAUGUUAACUAUUUUUAUCAAUGUGAAAAAAGCAACAAAGGAGAAAACAUCAAAAAAAUUAAUUAAUUUGAAAAACUGAUCAAGAGGAAGGAUUUAAAUUGGGAGAAAAGUUUAUUAUUUAGUUUGUCAACACUCACACACUCGUACACUGAAUGAGAAAAGGACAUUUUUACCAUUCCCAAAAUUUGGCUUAUUUUUAUAUUCUCAAUGAAAAAGCAAAAACAUCAUACAAACCACAAUCAAUGAACAAUUUAAAAGUUUAAACAAUUACCCCGCCCCCAACAAUCAACGUUAAUUUCACCAACUUAAUUUGAUGGCUCAAGCCUUUUAUGAAACAAAAAAAAAAUUAUUGAUUCUAAGCAAUUUGGUUUUAUUUUACAUAUGCAAGCAACAGAAGACGAAAAGGAUUUCAACAAUUUGUUUUAAUUACCAUCAAGAUCAAUGAGCAAUUAAGCUCUCAAAGUGCUUAUUUGUGUGUUAUCUUAAUUUGUUUUUGUUCAUCGACCAACUUACAAUUUAAAUCAACAAUUUAAUCAACGUUAAUGGUCAACAACAACAACAACAACAACAACAACAUCGUCAACAAAAGUCUCGCAGUAUUUUGAAUACCAACAAUUAGAAAUACAUAUUAUUAACUGAAAAGGUUUUUUUGCCAGACAAUUUAUAAUAUUAAUAAUUAAUUAAUAAUAAAUUUACAUUAUUUACAAUGAUAAUAAUAAUAAUAAUAAUAUUGAUAAUAAUAAAUAUGUUAUUAACAUUGAUAA
This is a messenger RNA of Panonychus citri (citrus red mite), 7347 nucleotides long. RefSeq names its product myosin heavy chain, non-muscle-like (gene zip). NCBI's taxonomy places the organism in Eukaryota, Metazoa, Arthropoda, Arachnida, Trombidiformes, Tetranychidae. Gene Ontology annotation, molecular function: ATP binding; cytoskeletal motor activity; actin filament binding. The coding region runs from base 513 to 6461 and encodes 1982 amino acids. The transcript is spliced from 7 exons. Gene Ontology annotation, cellular component: myosin complex. The record is from RefSeq and is a predicted model, not a curated record.